GAACACGCGGCUGUCACCCGGUAAUCAUAGGAAAACAACACGAUUUUGGUUUCCGGGGAGGACAGCUAAAUUUACUUUUUCGGGUCGCGUUUUUACAAAGUUUUCCGGAAAAUCCAACUUCCGUCGUGUAAAUGGUUUGGCGACGAAAAGUGAAAAUUCACCUGCAACCUGCACGCACUAGUUACAUACGAUGGAAUUCUAUUGUUUCUUGAAGACGGUGGUGUGUAUUGUCUUUGUCAUCGGACCGGCUCUAUCCUUGGACAACGAAAUUCAAGAUGCAAACCAGCCAUUCUCUAAAGACAAGCUGUACUAUCCACCACCAAAGAAGCGAUUCUUUGACGACCUAGGACUGAUUCCCCAAUCGUGCAGGUUCAGAGGAGUGAAGUACGAAUGCGGCCUAAGCAUCAGCUGUGUCUUGGGAGGCGGCCGACCUCUUGAUCUGUGUUCUGGAGGCAUGAUAUGGGCAUGCUGCGUGGACAGAGAUGCCUCAGCAUACACGCCGGUUCACAGACCCACUAACGAAAUCGCUGUGUUGCAGAAUGCCAACACAUACCAUCUAGUAAGCCAUUACCCACCAACCCCUGUAGUGGAUGAUGGAGUGGACAGCAACACUGUGGACAGACCAUACAACCCCCCACCACCACCCAGGCCACCAAUAAGACCAUCGAUCCACAGUCGACCGCCUGAAGAUGACUACGAAGAUUAUAUGGACGAUGAUCAGAGGCCUUCGGCUCUGGAUGGUCCACCCAAUGUCAGCGGUUGUGGAGAACUGCACACCAGGACCAACAGGAUCGUGGGUGGUCACGCAACAGGGUUUGGGUCCCAUCCUUGGCAGGUGGCACUGAUCAAGACCGGGUUCUUGACAAAGAAGCUGGCUUGUGGAGGAGCGCUGCUUAACGAGAGGUGGAUUGUAACAGCAGCACAUUGCGUUGCAACGACUGCCAACGGGAACAUCAGAAUUAGAUUAGGAGAAUGGGACGUUCGAGAUCAAGAUGAAAAGUUACCUUAUGAAGAAUACACCAUAGAAAGGAAGGAAGUACAUCCCUCUUACUCACCGACCGACUUCAAGAAUGACGUAGCGCUUGUGAAACUAGAUAGGAAUGUUAAGUUUAAGCAGCACAUCAUACCCGUUUGCCUGCCAUCUCCCACGAUGAAACUAUCUGGAAAGAAAGCUACAGUAGCAGGUUGGGGCAGGACAAGGCAUGGGCAAGCGACAGUGCCUUCUACUCUUCAAGAGGUGGACGUGGAAGUAAUUCCGAACGAAAGGUGCCAAAGGUGGUUCAGAGCUGCCGGGAGAAGGGAGAUCAUUCAUGACGUGUUCUUAUGCGCUGGGUACAAAGAGGGUGGAAGAGACUCUUGUCAAGGAGAUUCCGGAGGACCACUAACACUCUCAGUGGAUGGAAGAAGAACCCUGAUUGGCCUUGUAUCAUGGGGUAUCGGCUGUGGAAGAGAACACCUACCUGGGGUUUACACCAAUAUCCAGAAAUUCGUACCGUGGAUGGAUAAAGUGAUGGGAUAAAAGUUAAUGAUCGCAACUGAAGUGAUGUAAACUUUGAUUAAUUUGGGUAGCUGAAUGACUGAAAGAUCAUGGUUGUGUAGUAUAUGAUGAUUCAUAAGUCAAUUCGUGACAAUUCAUAUAACAUAUUGCAUCAAAAACUACUAAUAGAACUUAAGAUCAUCUCAAAAUAUUGUUCUUGUUGUCAGUAUAUACGGCGAUUCAUUGUCCCAAAUUAGAUUUAGAUUAGAUACCUCGAAGUGAAGGACUGUGUGAAUACUGUUAUUUAUUUUGAAUGUAGUGUGUUAAGUUUCAACUUAUAUCUAACAUUCCUACACGGUGCUACAAGUUUCUCCAAUUUUCAUCCGAAAAGUCAACAACGUUUCUAAAAACACACCCUGGGUAUUUUAUCCCCAAUGUCAGGAAAUGCUAUCUAUUUGCACAAAAAGCGGUAUUCUAUAAAAGACGUUACGACCACAGCCCAACAGCCAUUUUGGUGACGAAGAAGUAUGAACUGAAUUUGAGUAUUUCUGAUGAGCUGAUUGUAUUCAAUACGUAUCACUUUUUUCGUAGAAGUUCUAGUUACCGAGAAAUAAGCGAUUUAUUUUUAGAAAAGUGUAAAAUAUGCUACUUUCGACCCCAAAGAUCAAUAUGGAAAAACAAAAAUGUUGAUGUCGUCAAAGUUCCUAAGUUCUAUCCAAAGACCGAUCUUAAAAAUUUAAAGCAUUUUAAGGGGUUAUGUUUAUUGUAAAACUGUUUUUCAGUUGAUCAAUGUAGACUUAUGAUGUGAAUGAUGAUUAUUAAAUGAUGCAUGACUAAGAAUAAAAAUAAAAAUGCUGUCCCUAAAAUGCUUUGGGACUUUGUAAGUGGUUGUCUAAGGCCCGUAUCGUCAGUCGUCCCUAUAAUUGUAGGGCGCCUUUAUGGCCUCCUUGAUUGUUAUAGUUUUCUACUUCUCCGUAUCAGCGCUCUAUUUUGAGGUUAUGUCACAAACAUCUAUUUGCAUCAAAUUGUGCUUGCUUUUGAGUUAUAUCAUGUUUUAUCAGCCUGAAAUUUCCUACAAUUUAAAAGAAAACAUAUCUUCACAAUAUGAGAGCGCUGACGCUGACACGGGACAAGUGUAAGCUAGAAAUUUUUGAAGGAGAGAAAGCAGUAUGACAAUCAAGGAGGCCAUACAAUUGUUGGGGCGACUGACGAUACGGGCCUAAGGGGCAUUAAGAAAUUUUAGAAACAGUAAAUUUCACGUUUUUUUUAUAAUGUUUUUGUGGGUCAGAAAUGGCAUAUUUUAUACUCUUUCAAAUAUUAUAUCUCUAUAUAUUCCUCGAAAACCAGAGCUAUUACAGGCAUUUUUCUUCACACUUAAGAAUAUCCGAGAUCAGUUGAUACUUUUUCAGCCCCAAUUUGUUAUUAAUUUUGUUGAGGUGUGAAUCAGUCAAAUGUUGUUAAUAUUUUGGAAUCGAUACUAUUAUUACAAAUAUUCAUACAAUCGCUGCUGGAGCGUAAGUAUUGCAUUCAUAUAUGGAUAAGAAUAUAACUGAUAACCCAGCAGAUAUUGAGAUUACGUAAAACGACAAAAUAUAACCAGGGUUUUUAGAUCCACACUAUGCUCAUUACCCUAACAAGUUUAGCAUCCUGUAACCCAACAUACAGACGCUUCAGAUAUGCACAACUGUAAGUUAUGGCCACAAUACUGACCACGUUGUCACAAGCCAAUGUUUGUUAUAGAUGCUUCGUAUAGUGGUGCGAUUCUGGCGCUCCAGUUGACACGUCGAUUCCGUUGACAUUUUUUCGAAAGGUAAUGCAAAAAUAUUUAUACUAUUUAUACUUUUACGAUACUUCCAGUUACUUUUCUGCACAUUCUUGUAAUUAUUUGUUCUUAUGCACCUCUUGUGAUGUGAGUUUAUACAAGAAUUGGAGCUGUAAAUCUGUAUCAGAUAAAGUUUUGUACUUGUAAAUGAUGAGCUCGUCUUAUUUGUGUUGUAAAGAUAAUAUUUGAC
This is a messenger RNA of Acanthoscelides obtectus, 3489 nucleotides long. The record is from the annotation of a GenBank genome assembly. NCBI's taxonomy places the organism in Eukaryota, Metazoa, Arthropoda, Insecta, Coleoptera, Chrysomelidae.